This is a messenger RNA of Nasonia vitripennis (jewel wasp), 1218 nucleotides long. RefSeq names its product odorant receptor 9 (gene Or9). The record is from RefSeq and is marked inferred. The transcript is spliced from 7 exons. The coding region runs from base 1 to 1218 and encodes 405 amino acids. Lineage: Eukaryota; Metazoa; Arthropoda; Insecta; Hymenoptera; Pteromalidae. Gene Ontology annotation, biological process: sensory perception of smell; detection of chemical stimulus involved in sensory perception of smell. Gene Ontology annotation, cellular component: plasma membrane. Gene Ontology annotation, molecular function: odorant binding; olfactory receptor activity.
AUGGUGAAAAUCUGUCCCGACAUGAAUUCGGAAGACGUUAGCGCGAUCAAAAAUGCACAAGGAUAUGCCUACGCAGUGCAACUAACUCGUUGGCUACUUCUACCUUUGGGUCUUUGGCCUACGAAAUCCAUUAUUUAUCAGAAGAUUCUACGCCCGGUCGCAAUAUUGCUGUGCCUCUUUAUCAUGCUUUUCGUCAUCAUUCCUCUCUGUCUUUUCAUUUUUCUUGUCGUCAAAGACUUGGGGAUUCGCCUGAAGCUUAUCGGACCCCUAGGCUUUGGACUCAUGAGCUUGUUCAAAUAUGUCGUGGUGAUCGUCAAACAGCGUGAUGUGGCCUCCUGCUUUCUGGGCAUGGCUGUCGACUGGCAGGAGCUGUCCAGUUUGAGUGAUCGAAAGGUCAUGCUGAGGAAUGCAAAAACUGGUCGACUGCUGACGAUCAUAUGUGUGAUUUUCAUGAUCUUCGGAGGUAUGCCAUACAUCACCGUUCUACCUCUAACCAAAGGGCCCAUCAUGCGGGGUAACGUCAGCCUCAGACCUUUGGCGUAUCCCAGUUAUUUUGUGUUCUUUAAUCCACAGAUCCGACCAAUUUGGGAUUACGUCUUUGUGACACACUGUAUGUGUGGUUUGGUCAGAUACUCGGUCACCUGUGGCGUUUACAGCAUAGCCAUCCUCUGUAUCAUGCACAUCUGCAGCCAAAUUACCAUCACGUCGUCGAUGCUCGACAGACUCGUUGAAAAUUUUGACAAUAUGCUGCUCGGCAAAAUUGUCACCCAGCACUUGCGGUUUUUGAAAUUCGCUUCAAAACUAGAAGAUCUUUUCAACCAAAUAUGCUUGGUGGAAGUCUUAGGCAGUACGUGCAUUAUUUGCUUCCUUGGAUACUAUCUAAUAACGGAAUAUGAACAAAGAGAACCUAUAGCCACAGUUACAUAUUUCCUCCUGCUGUGUUCGUUCGUGUUUAACAUUUUCAUCCUAUGUUACAUUGGAGAAAUAUUGACAGAACAGUGUGAAAGUAUAGGAACAACCGCUUACAUGAUUCGCUGGUAUCAUCUAUCCGGAAAGGAAGCGCGAAACGUCGUGUUGAUAAUUGCAUCGACGCAACGUCCAGUCGUGAUGACAGCCGGAAAAAUGGUCAACCUCUCGCUUCAAAGCUUCACAAACGUGAUAAAAGCUUCAGCAAGUUAUCUGAAUAUGCUUCGGACCGUCACAGCGAACGCAAACUAA